AUCGUCUUCCUCCGGUUGCCAAUGACAGCAGUCAGCUGAGGAUUUUGCAUUACUUGAUUCAGUGUAGCCAAAGCAGCACAGCAGUCAUCGAGCCUUGACAUUGUUGGAGAAUGCCUAAAUUGGGAUAGCUGGUGUUGUGAGGACAAGUCACCUUGUUAUGAAAACCAUUUUCCUUGGAGCAGGUGGAGACUGGUGGAAACAGUAGAGUGGAGCCGCUACACAAUGUACUCAGACUGGCGCUCGCUGCACCUAAUGGUGCAGAGUGACCAGGGCCACCUCAGUGUCCUGCACACGUACCCUGGAGGCGUGGGGUUGGAGGUGGCCAACGCAGUGGUCAAACCCCUGGGGACGGCCGCCAUCCCCAUGGCCACCGAGAACAUCCUCAAGACGGACAAAGAGGUGAAGUGGACCAUGGAGGUACUGUGCUACGGCCUAACUCUUCCCCUGGAGGGGGACACGGUGAAGCUGUGUGUGGACGUGUACACAGACUGGAUGAUGGCCCUGGUGACGCCCCGGGACUCCAUUCCACAGCCGGUGGUAAAGGAGCCCAACCUGUACGUCCAGACCAUCCUCAAACACCUCUACAAUGUCUUCUUACCCAGGCCGGAGCAGUACAGUCUGAGCCACAUCCGACUGUGCCAGCAGGUGCUGAUGGCAGUACAGAAGCUGGCCAGGGAGUCCGUCUCCAUGGUGAGAGAGACCUGGGAGGUACUGCUGCUCUUCCUGCUCCGGAUCAACGACACGCUGCUGGCCCCGCCCACCAUCGGAGUGGGUGUGGCAGAGAAGCUGGCGGAGAAGCUGAUGGCGGUGCUUUUUGAGGUGUGGCUGCUGGCGUGCGCCCGCUGCUUCCCCACGCCGCCCUACUGGAAGACUGCUCAGGAGAUGCUGGCCAACUGGAGGCACCACCCGCCCGUGGUGGAGCAGUGGAGCAGGGUGGCCUGCGCCCUCACCUCCAGGCUGUUGCGGUUCACCCACGGCCCCUCGUUCCCCCCGUUUAAAGUCCCUGAUGAGGAUGCCAACCUGAUUCCAGUAGAGAUGGACAACGACUGUGUGGCCCAGACCUGGUUCCGCUUCCUCCACAUGCUGAGCAACCCCGUGGAUCUGAGCAACCCGACGUUGGUGAGCACCACGCCCAAGUUCCAGGAGCAGUUCCUCAACUCGAGUGGCAUCCCCCAUGAGGUAGUGCUACACCCUUGCCUCAAGCAGCUUCCCCAGAUCUUCUUCAGGGCCAUGCGGGGGGUCAGCUGCCUGGUGGACGCCUUCCUGGGCAUAUCACGGCCCAGGGUCGACAGUGCCCCGCCCACACCGGUCAACAGACUGAGCAUGUCCCCACCCUCCUCCAACAACACCACGCCCCCACACAGCCGCAAGCAGCGACACACCGUGGUCACCAAAACCGCCAGCAAGAGUUUAACGGGCAGUGCAGCCCAGCCGACCAAAGUGUCCGCGUCCCAGCAGCUGUCGUCGUCACCCACCAUGCUGGCCAGCCCCACCCAGAGCAGUUGGGAGAUGCAGCCGCUGCCCGCCCCCGCCAGGCCUAAGGUCAACAGCAUCCUCAACCUCUUCGGUCAGUGGCUGUUUGACGCGGCGCUGGUGCACUGCAAGCUCCACAGCGGCCUGAGCCGAGACCCCAGCAUGACUGCCUCUUUUAUCCAAAUUCUCCUUUCUUAUAAAUCUUCUAUAGCCACUCAGGUGGGUCUGGAGCUGAGAAGGAAGGGAUCCCAGAUGUCCACCGACUCCAUGGUGUCAAACCCCAUGUUCGACACCAACGAGUUCCCCGAGAGCUACGAGGCGGGCCGUGCCGAGGCCUGCGGCACCCUCUGCCGCAUCUUCUGCAGUAAGAAGACUGGAGAGGACAUUCUCCCAGUCUACCUGUCCAGGUUCUACAUGGUUCUGAUCCAGGGCCUCCAGAUCUCUGACUUCAUCUGCAGGCCUGUGCUUUCCAGCAUCAUCCUCAACUCCUCCUCUCUGUUCUGCUCCGACCUGAAGGGCGUCAACGUGGUGGUCCCCUACUUCAUCUCAGCUCUGGAGACCAUUCUGCCAGACAGGGAGCUGUCUAAGUUCAAGCUGUACGUGAACCCUACUGACCUGAGGAGAGCUUCCAUCCACAUCCUACUGGCCAUGCUGCCGCUCCCACACCACUUUGGCAACGUCAAAUCCGAGGUUCUUCUGGAGGGGAAGUUCAGUGAUGAUGAUGGGGCACCCCACGACCAGUCCCUUUCCUUCCUGUCCCUGAGGCUACGUCUGGUCAACGUCCUCAUCGGAGCCCUGCAGACAGAGACGGACCCCAACAACACCCAGCUCAUCCUAGGUGCAAUGCUUAAUAUUGUUCAAGACUCUGCACUGUUGGAGUCCAUAGGUGCACAAACUGAAACGGGCAGUGUGGAUGGGAGCCACGCGGGUCUGAGGGGCCACAGCCGCACCAGCAGUAGCUUCAGCUUUACUAGCGGGGGAAGCACUGGCACUGAGGCCACCAGCCCAGACUCAGAGCGCCCGGCCCAGGCGCUACUGCGGGACUACGCUUUUACAGAUACUGCGGCGGGCCUCCUGGUGCGCAGCAUACACCUGGUCACCCAGAGGCUCAACUCCCAGUGGAGGUCCGACAUGAGCAUCUCAUUGGCCGCCCUGGAGCUGCUGGCUGGCCUGGCCAAGGUGAAGGCGUGUGUGGACUCUGCGGACCGUAAGCGUGCCGUCAGCUCAGUGUGUGGUUACAUCGUGUACCAAUGCAGCCGGCCGGCCCCCCUUCACUCCAGAGACCUCCACUCCAUGAUCGUAGCAGCCUUCCAGUGUCUGUGUGUGUGGCUGACUGAGCACCCAGACAUGCUGGAUGAGAAGGACUGUCUCAUGGAGGUAUUGGAGAUUGUAGAGCUGGGUAUCUCAGGCAGCAAGUCCAAACAGGAGCAGGAGGUGAGACACAAGGGAGAGAAGGAGCACAACCCCGCCUCCAUGAGGGUCAAGGAUGCAGCAGAGGCCACCCUCUCCUGUAUUAUGCAGGUCCUGGGGGCCUUCCCGUCACCAAGCGGCCCGGCCUCCACCUGCAGCCUGCUAAACGAGGACACUCUGAUCCGCUACGCCCGGCUCAGCGCCACUGGGCCCAGCAACUUCCGCUACUUUGUCCUGGACAACUCAGUCAUCCUGGCCAUGCUGGAGCAGCCACUGGGCAAUGAGCAGAACCCCAGCCCGUCAGUGACGGUCCUGAUCCGGGGCAUGGCCGGCCGACAUGCUUGGACUAUGCAACUCUUCCACCAGCCCAGAGGAGCACGGGCCAACCAGAGGCAGGUGUUUGUCCCUGAGGGCCGCCCAGCGCCUAACAAUGACGUGGGGAUUCGCUACACCGUCAAGCAGAGGCCCUUCCCUGAGGAGGUGGACAAGAUCCCCCUGGUCAAAGCCGACGUCAGCAUCCCAGACCUGGACGACAUCGUUAACAAAGAGGAUGAAGCGAGUGUGACAUACACACUGAAGAAUAAUCACCCACACCUGGAGAUGCAGCAUGAUAGGCUGCGCAGCAUGAUGACCAAGCAGAUUGAGUAUGAGUGUUCCCUGGAGCGCCACAGCGAGGACGUCUGGAGUUCCAAGUCAUUCCCAGACCCCCUGACUGACUGCAAACCCCCUCCGCCCGCCCAGGAGUUCCAGACGGCCCGCCUCUUCCUCUCUCACUUCGGCUUCCUAUCUCUAGAGGCACUGAAGGAACCGGGCAACAGCCGUUUACCCCCUCACCUCAUUGGACUGGAGUCCUCAAUGCCAGGGUUCUUUGAUGACAUCGCCUACUUGGACCUGUUGCCAUGCCGACCUUUUGACACUGUCUUUGUGUUCUACAUGAGGGCGGGACAGAAAACCAGCCAUGAGAUCCUGAGGAACGUGGAGACGUCGUCCAGUGUCCAGCCCCACUUCCUGGAGUUCCUGCUGUCUCUGGGCUGGCCCGUGGAUGUGGGCCGGCACCCCGGCUGGACCGGACACCUGGACACCAGCUGGUCCCUUAACUCCUGCAGCAGCGACAACGACUCACAACAGAUAGAGGAGGCAGCUACACCGGAGGACACUGGGGGUUCUGUAUUCAACGGGGAGAAGAAGGUGCUCUACUAUGCUGACGCUCUGACUGAGAUCGCCUUUGUCGUUCCGUCGCUGACGGACUCCGAGGAUUCCUCGGUGCACAGUGACUCUACAGUGGAGGCAGACACACACACAGACCUCCUGCCUAGUUUACUAAAACAACCCAAGCUAACACUGGAGCUCUUCCCCAACCACUCAGACAACCUAGCAGCUUCCCAAAGGCAGAGUUCUAUGGUGAAGACUAAGAGGUCCUCCACAGGAAAGACUGCCCCUCCCCUGGGGCCUGAGACUAAGGUGCUAGUGGUCUGGGUGGAGCGAUACGAUGACAUCGAGAACUUCCCUCUGUCUGAUCUCUUGGCGGAAACCGGCACUGGUUUGGAGGCGAACAACAGCACUUCCUGCAGGUCUGGGCUCCUGGAGAAGGACAUACCCCUGAUCUUCAUCCACCCCCUAAGGACGGGUCUGUUCCGGGUCAGGCUCCACGGGGCCAUGGGCAAGUUCAACAUGGUCAUCCCCCUGGUGGACGGCAUGGUGGUCAGCCGCAGAGCACUAGGGUUCCUGGUGCGCCAGACGGUCAUCAACGUAUGCCGGCGGAAGCGACUGGAGAGCGAGACGUACAGCCCGCCACACGUGCGGCGCAAACAGAAGAUUGCAGACGUCGUGCACCGCUACCGCAACAAGCAGCUGGAGCCCGAGUUCUACACCUCACUCUUCCAAGACGUGGGGGAGGGGAGGCCUAUUCACCUUUGACCUCCCCCCUCCCUUUGAAAAACACUAACAGACACACACACACACACACACACACACAGCCCCAGAUUCUCUAUAUUUAUACAGUUCUAUUUUGUUAUUUAUGUCAAACGCUGCCAUUGACGUCGAGAGCAGUGUCAAAAAAUUGUUACCAGGUGCAAGCAGUACAUUUGUAGUACGAACACAUCUGAGCCUGUCUUUUUGGUGGCUACUAAGCCCCAGUUAAGCUCUGGACACUUGGCAUUGAAAAUAUACUGCACAUCCUUAUCAGUCUACUCUAUGCUUUGUGGCACCAGUUUCUGACGCUCUAUAAUUUGCAAUAGGAUAAUCUACUUUUGGUCUUUUUUUUAAAUAUUGUGAUGAAGAGUGAACAACGUUAUUGGCCUUUUAAUCCUCCAUUUUAGAGUUUCUCUUUUUAAUGAAGAUGUAGCCUAAAUGCAGAUGGACCAGACUCCUAAUAUAGGUUUACAUGAUCAUUUGACAUGUAUCAUAUCGACACAGCUGGGGAGAGGAAGGAGAGACUCUGGGAUUUGGAUGCAAUGUUUUGGGCCGAUACCGUGCGGGUGGUUGUGGUGAGAGAUUUGGUGAACUGCAGUUGGAUCAAGACAUUUUACACGAUGGAUCCACAUAUUACUUUGAAAGUGUUUACAUCGUAUAUAAAAACAAUUGGUUUUAAAAAAGUAUUCUCCUCUCAUGUAUCUGUCCAAAGUCUUCCAUGUCAUUGAGAAGAUGGAGUUGAACAUUGCAGCAAUAUUAGCCAUUGGUCAGCUUAGUUACUGAGUCUCAAAACAUGGAAAAAUAAGCAAAGACAUUUAAAGGGGUACUUCACCCCCUUAUCUAAAUUCUUCUGUUUUCAUACCACUUUUAAGGUGUAGUGGUGAACUAUCCCUUUAAUGUUGGUCAGCUGCUAACUGAGAGAUUGCAUAGAUAUUGUUCUUACAAUGAAGUAGACCAGUAUUAUUCGUUUCAGCACUGAACCAUUUUGACGUAUAGGUCAUAUGGCGCUGUUUGUGUGAGACUGCAGAUGUAAACAUUGCAUCUGAGGUGUUUCUGCUCUCGUCUGCAAGUCCAAUCAGAUCAGUCACUCCAUCCCACGCAACGGCAUGUCUAUACUGUAUGCGUGACGCAACACAUGGAAGUGAUGGAAGACGUGCACGUGGUUCUUCUCCAUUCUGAAGAAGGCACACUUUUUUUUUGUCAGAUGAUGUGUCUAGGCAUUGCUCUUCUUCAUCAGAAAUGCAUCUCCUUGUGUACGGAGAAAAGUUGUUGGUCUCUUUGAAUGUGUGAGAUUGUCUCAAGAUCUAUUUUGUUUUUUGUUGCAUCUUCUAAAACAAAACGUUAUGCGGAAAUGCACGUUGUUUCAUUGGAUGGCAAGUUGACUGAUAGGCUAGUUGUAGUAAGGAAAGGUCAAGUACAGUUACAUGUGAUUAGGAAUCAGAAAAUGAUUAGAAUGAACAGAUUUUCAUAUUCACGGCAAAUGAACAGUUUUAUUCCAUCUAUACAAUCGUGAGUUUACUUUGCGUAUUGCAAUUGGUUUACAGAUUUUUGUUUACUUACUGUGCUUUUAAAAGCCCAGAAGCGAACCCUUUACUGUCUGCCUGUAAUAAUGUGCAUUUAUUUAUGGCAAUGAUUGAAAAGGAUAAACCUCCAUACAUAUUUAUUUGAUCUUUAGUCUUUAUGCACUGAGCACAUUUCUUUUAUAUAUACAUUUUUUUUACAGUGGUCUGCGGUUUGGAAAUAUACUCGAGGAAGAGUUUUAUCUUGUGAAAUGUAAAUGACGAAAAGACUUAGGGUCAAUUUUAACAAACCUAACGCAAUGGGGCAGUAGCACUAUAGGUCCAGGGGUGUGUCAGAAAUAUUUUAGCUAUUUUCACAGUGGGAAUUAUGGGUACAGUAGCUGGCGGUGGUGCGAAAAGGCUGGGUUUUGAUGAAUAAAUAAGUUAUAGAUGUUGAGGCGUGCUCCCUGGCUAAAUAUGCGGUUGCUUCAAGUUGUCUAUUUUAUUUUGUUAUCCACUCCAAUUGGACAUGCCAGACGUUGUCAAAAAGCAAGGUUCAAUUGACUAUUGAUAAGACCCAAAAAGACAGUGAAUAAUACUCAUCAAAUUCUAAUAAAAACAAAACGACUUGUUUUAAAAAGGCUACGUCUAAAUCCAGUUACAGGCACCAAUUACUCCCCGUGGGCAUAUAAUAUUCAGACAAUGUAGACAAUGGAGGGUUUUACACACUUUUCACAGGAGCUGGAAAAAGAUUUGAAUAGAUAUUUAUUUGUCUGAAAUAGACCCCUUUAGUCUAUGACAUGUUUAAUCUAUUAUUGAAUUAGAUUGUCUUACUCUUUGAUGGUUUUAUGAAUGUAUGUGCUUUUGCACAUAGCCUACCUUUUUUUUGUUAAGGAAAACAAGUAUGGAAUAUUAAUUAAUCAAAGCAAUUGCAUACAAUCAAUAGCUAAUCUUAUCCUGAAAUAAUUAUUUGUUGUUUGGUAAUAUUUAAGAACUUGUGUUGUACAGAAAGGAAGAAUUAUAUGUCAAAUAUAAGAAAUUGUGAGAUUUUUCUGUUGCAUUCCUCUUUUAAAAAGGCAAAAACAAAAUGUAUGUAUGCAACUGUCUGGGAGAAUCACAGUGGAUAAUGAAUGUAACCUGCAUUGAUUAAAACGUAUCUUUUCAUUUAUUCCUUUUGAUCCCCAACCUUUGUUUACAUGGUGUCUGAGGAAUAAAGUUGAAUCACACUUUUUAA
Molecule: messenger RNA, 7527 nt
Organism: Salmo salar (Atlantic salmon)
Lineage: Eukaryota; Metazoa; Chordata; Actinopteri; Salmoniformes; Salmonidae
Source: RefSeq, a predicted model, not a curated record